Messenger RNA from Cokeromyces recurvatus, 1727 nucleotides. RefSeq names its product imidazole glycerol phosphate synthase-like protein hisHF. Lineage: Eukaryota; Fungi; Mucoromycota; Mucoromycetes; Mucorales; Mucoraceae. Gene Ontology annotation, molecular function: oxo-acid-lyase activity; imidazoleglycerol-phosphate synthase activity. The record is from RefSeq and is a predicted model, not a curated record. The transcript is spliced from 2 exons. The coding region runs from base 8 to 1666 and encodes 552 amino acids. Gene Ontology annotation, biological process: L-histidine biosynthetic process.
AUUAAAAAUGACUGGUCUUUAUAUGCUCGAUUAUGGAGCAGGCAAUGUUCGUAGUUUAGUUAAUGCCAUUCAUCAUUUGGGGCAUGACAUUAAAUUUGUCAAAGAACCUUCUGAUAUUGCCCUUGCUGAGAAACUCAUUUUUCCAGGUGUUGGAGACUUUGGUUUUGCUAUGCGUGCAUUACAUGCUAAAGGUUAUUCUGAACCUUUAAAGGCUUAUAUUAAAUCAGGCAAACCUUUUAUGGCUAUUUGUGUUGGUAUGCAAACACUUUUUGAAGGCUCUGCUGAAAGUGAUGAACCUGGUUUGGGUAUUAUUCCAGGAAAGGUACUCAAAUUUGAUAAUAGCAACAAAGCCGUUCCUCAUAUGGGUUGGAAUCAUACAGAUCUUCUCAAGUCACAACCUGAUAAUACACCAGGACAAGCUGUUAAUUAUAAUCUGGAUGAAAAUAAGGUGUAUUAUUUUGUUCAUUCUUAUGCUGCGCCUUAUACAGAAGAAAAUAAAGAUUGGGUUUUAUCUACUACGCAAUAUGGUGAUGAAAUUUUCAUUUCUGCUGUACAAAAGGAGAAUGUAUUCGCAACUCAAUUCCAUCCAGAAAAGAGUGGUUAUGCUGGUCUUGCUCUUUUGAAAUCCUUUAUUACAGGAACGGGUGUAGUGGAUGAAAGGACAGUGAUAUACAAGUCACCUAUGAAAAAGGAAAACGAUGCCUUCACAAAACGUAUUAUUGCUUGUUUAGAUGUAAGAGCUAAUGAUCAAGGAGAUUUGGUGGUGACAAAGGGGGAUCAAUAUGAUGUACGUGAAUCAGAAGGAAAUAAGGAUGUUCGUAAUUUGGGUAAACCUGUUGAAUUAGCUAAACGCUAUUUUGAAGAAGGUGCUGAUGAAGUCACUUUCUUGAAUAUCACUAGUUUCCGUAACUGUCCAUUAGUGGAUACCCCUAUGCUUGAAGUUUUGAAACGUACAUCUGAAACUGUCUUUGUUCCCUUAACGAUUGGUGGUGGUAUUCGUGAUGUUGUAGAUCCAGAUGGUACUGUUCAUCCUGCUUUUGAAGUCGCUGGUGAAUAUUUCCGUUCAGGAGCUGAUAAAGUGUCUAUUGGUAGUGAUGCAGUUUAUUGUGCUGAAAAGUGGAUUGCUAGUGGUGGUGAAAAGACGGGUACAACAGCGAUUGAAACAAUUGCUAAAGCUUAUGGUUCUCAAGCAGUCGUUAUCUCCGUUGAUCCUCGUCGAGUGUAUGUAAAGGAUCCUAAAGAGACAACUCAUCAUACCCUGAAGGUCUCUCAACCUGGACCUAAUGGUGAGGAAUACUGUUGGUAUCAAUGUACUGUGAAGGGUGGACGUGAAGGUAGAGAUUUAGAUGUCAUUCAACUAGUCACUGCUUGUGAACAAUUGGGUGCUGGUGAAAUUUUAUUAAAUUGUAUGGAUCGUGAUGGUACUAACUCUGGAUUUGAACUUGAAUUGAUUCAUUCUGUUCGUCAAUCUGUGUCUAUUCCUGUUAUUGCCUCUAGUGGUGCAGGCUGUGUUGACCAUUUUACUGAAGUGUUUGAAAAGACGGGUGUUGAAGCUGCUUUAGCCGCAGGUAUUUUCCAUCGUCAAGAAGUCCCUAUUCAAUCUGUUAAAGAAUAUGUGAAAAAUGCUGGUAUUCCUAUUAGACCUAUUGAUACAACUACUUUGUAAAUAAAUAUAUACAUCAUUAUAGAAAAUUAAAAAAAAAAAAAUUAAAUAAAAUAAAAUAAAA